UUACAAAAGCAAAUUGGGAUUCCUGUGUCUGUUAAGCAAUGAAUCAUGUCCAGCGGUUUUAUUUUGAAACAUGGCGCCUGGUCUUUCUGGACGCUUUCCUGGUUUGUCRCUAGUUGCCUUCUCWGCAUUGGGYUUUAUAGGGUUUUUUACAUUCGUAGGAUUUAUUUAUGAGAGAUAUAAGAAAAUUGAAUACAAAGAUGGUCAAAAGUCGAAGAAAUCUGCGUCACAAGCUAAGCAAAAAGACCCCAAACAGAUGCAUCUMSAAGCKGACGCGAGUGUUGUCCAGGUCAACUCCCAAGGGGAGCUAACAGCGUCACAAAUUAAACACUUGAUCAAUGUUAUUGGAACGGUAGAUGAAGCUACAUUGGAAAAGCUUCUUAUUAGUUUAGCAAAUUGCUGUGCAUUCACGAAAAAUCAGAAUAUCAUUAGAGAAAAUGGUGGACUUUCAAGACUGAUGGAACUUCUUCAACAUAACAAUGAACAAAUUCGCUCUAGGGCAAUUCAAACACUUUCUAAUCUUGCUAUGAAUUUAGAGAAUCAGAAACAAAUAUCAGUUUGUCUGCCAACCUUGCAAGACAUUAUUAAUCCAGCAGGAUUGUCAAAUAAAACUGAAGAUGAAGUUGUUUCUGUGUURCAACUUUUAGUGAACCUGUCUGUUGUAGACACAUGGCAUGUYGAUAUGAAACAAUGUAUUUACUACUGCUUUGAUAUAUUGCACCAGGAGUCCUUGUCAGAUAAACUGAAGGUGAAUACGCUAAGACUUCUGGUGAAUCUUUCAUGCACCAAAGACAAUGUGCAACACUUUCUCAUUGAAAAGAUAAUGGUCCUUGCAAGGUUCAUGGAUCCUACAAUGGAUGAAGGCAUUGUACUAAGAACAGUUGUUAUACAACUGAAUGUUCUUCAAAACAUUGCUAAUGAUCCUGUUUUGAAGGAAAAAGCAAAAGAUUUAGCAGAAGGAGUAGAAGACAAGCUAGAUGUACUGGAGACAUGCAGAAAUGAAGAAAUAGCUACCAAAGCAAAAAAGAUUAAAAAGCUUUUGAAUAAUUUAUAACUUAAUAUAUAUUUUCAUAUAAUUGCCAAUGUGUAUCGUAAUAUAAUAUAAACAAAUAAAUUAAGUCAUUUGCGCAAUGCUAUUUAA
This is a messenger RNA of Exaiptasia diaphana, 1138 nucleotides long. RefSeq names its product armadillo repeat-containing protein 10. The record is from RefSeq and is a predicted model, not a curated record. The transcript is spliced from 5 exons. NCBI's taxonomy places the organism in Eukaryota, Metazoa, Cnidaria, Anthozoa, Actiniaria, Aiptasiidae. Gene Ontology annotation, cellular component: mitochondrion. The coding region runs from base 71 to 1051 and encodes 326 amino acids. Gene Ontology annotation, molecular function: protein binding.